This is a messenger RNA of Maniola jurtina (meadow brown), 4062 nucleotides long. RefSeq lists its product as uncharacterized. The transcript is spliced from 23 exons. Lineage: Eukaryota; Metazoa; Arthropoda; Insecta; Lepidoptera; Nymphalidae. The coding region runs from base 99 to 3860 and encodes 1253 amino acids. The record is from RefSeq and is a predicted model, not a curated record.
CGUGGUACAAGUCAUUCAGUUUGUAUAGAGACGUAAAUAACAUCGUGAGGGAUAAACCUAAGAAAAAGUGGAUCACAAAGUGCUAAAUUAGGUAAAAGAUGCGGGGGGGCUUACUUGGAAGUUUGUGCUUCCUAGCCUUCCUGUUAUCCUCGGGUACCAAAGGUCAAAAUGUUUUAAAUUCCCAAGAUCUCCAAGCUUCAAAGAGUGACGCACGAGCAGACACAGAACCUGAUUUAGAACAAAAAACGGAUGACUCAAAUGACAAAUCUGCCCAAGAUGAAAUUGAUCUUAAAUACUCUGAUGCCCAUGCUGAUAGCGUGAAUCCAGGAAACUCAACAAGACCUAACUGGGCUGUUCCACCCUGGGGAUCAAAUACAUAUACAGAAGGAGGAAACGCCCAAGCAUUAGCAAAUGCGCAGGCGUCAGAAUAUACAGCUGGCAAUAAUCCUGGCCACGGUUAUCCCAGUUCAAAUCCAGUUGAUGCAUAUGCUGAUGCUAACGCUUUAGCUAACGCAGGCGGUGGAUUUCCGUAUGGCUCCUCAGGAUUCAUGUCGGGUACUGUUCAAGACGAAUCUGAAUUAAACUCUUAUGCCCAAGCAGUAGCAGAAAAUCUAUCAGAAAGAAAAGAGCUUGAUAUCGACGACGCUCCUGAUGAAGAAAGCAGAAUGGGAGGAGGAUUUAGUUUUAACGGAGAUUUUACUGCUGCUGUAUCAAGAAAAGUUCCACAAAAUGAAAUUAUACAGCCAGAUUUGAUGCCAGGAGGUCUGAACUUGAUCAAGUGUACGCGAGAAACUGAAAUCCACACUCUUUGGGCUCCGGCAUUGCAAUGCCUGGUCUGCGUCUGCGUUCGAGACGGAUGGGCUUUAAGAUCCAAAUGUGUCAGAUGUAGCUCGUGUGCGAACAGACCACCACCACCACCACCACCACCACCACCGUCUCCUAUUCCAACGCCAUCACCACCUUUAAUACCUGAGCCACAAGUUUCUUGUUCACCGUUACCAAGUAACACGCCAUUCGAAAAUCCAUUGAAUCCAUGCCAAACGUGCAUAUGCCAGAACAUUAUAAACGCUUUUGGCCAAGUGGACGUUCAGAUCAAAUGCGAAGAAAAUCCAAUUUGCGUAACACCCCCUGGAUUCAUCCCGAUUCCUCCGCCACCAGAGCCACCAAUACCUCAGCCAAUGCCUCUCUGCGAGAGCUUACCUAUCAAUGUGCAGUUCCCUCAUCCAACUGAGAACUGUAAGAUAUGUAGGUGCGUGGUAGAGAUGACUCCCUACCUCAUUCCAGAAAGGAGGAUGCUAUGUGAACCGGAUAUCGAUUGUGAAACAAUUCGCAAAGUGCCAGUGCUACCAACACCACCACUUCCUCCACCACAGCCACCACUACCGCCACCGAUGCCACCAGUUACUGAAUUCCCAAUAAUACCAUACCCAACCCCACCACAGCCCCCAUUGCCACCUAUAACUCCACCAACAGACAUAGAUCCAGUUCCUUGGCCACCAGUUGUACCACCAAUGCCACGGCCACCAAGCCCGCUUCCUGGACCACCACCGCAUGAGACUUGCAGACCGUAUCCUCCCAAUACACCCUUCCAGCAUCCAUGGGACGAGUGUCAAAUCUGUAUAUGCAGCGAGAUUUACGGCACCAAUGUAGUCAACAUCGAAGUUAACUGCUACACUAAGAAAUCAUGCUGUAUCGAGCCUCCAAUACCGGAACCUGCACCAGCUCUACCUUAUCUACGGAACCUAAUAUUUAUUGAGCCAAAAUGCCGAUACCAUUCCCCGAACGAGCCGUACGUCGUAGACUGCAACAUCUGCGUGUGUGAAACAGUGUUCCAAUAUGUUUACGCGAAAUGUACUCCUCAACCUAACUGUGGUCAAUCACCACAAUAUUAUGGUCAAAUGGGCCAAAUACCAUAUGGUUUAAUACCAGGCAGCAGCGUAGACGCAUCAGCAGCAGCGUUCGCUAAAACUAGUGGAAUUGGUUACCCUCAAGGCCAAGCCAGCGGUUCUGUGAUGGCAGAUACUUUUGCCAGUAGUGGCAGCCAAUAUCCUUUCAUUGGAUCUCCUUCCAGCUAUAGUUCAGUCGAUGCUUCAGCAAAUGCGCAAUCUAGCAAUCGAUAUCCUUUUGUCAAUUCUUAUCCAUAUACCACAGGGCAGACUAGUGCACAGGCUCAAGCAGAAGCCUUUGCCAACGCUCAAUCAGGAAAUGAAAAUCUAUACCCUUACAGCAAUUCAUAUACAUAUUCUGAAGGUGGACAGUCCAGUGCACAAGCCCAAGCUGAAGCUUUAGCGACUCCUCAAUCGUCUCUCAUGUCUCCAUAUCCCGUUUAUCCAUACUCCUCAAGUGGUCAAUCUAGUGCUCUUGCCGAAUCAGAAACAUUAGCGCAGUCGAGCAAUUAUGGUCAGUCAAGUGCGCAGGCACAAGCUGAAGCCUUUGCCAACGCUCAAUCAGGAAAUGUAAAUCUAUACCCUUACAGCAAUUCAUAUACAUAUUCUUCAGGUGGACAAUCCAGUGCACAAGCCCAAGCUGAAGCUUUAGCGACUCCUCAAUCGUCUCUCAUGUCUCCAUAUCCCGUUUAUUCAUACUCCUCAAGUGGUCAAUCUAGUGCUCUUGCCGAAUCAGAAACAUUAGCGCAGUCGAGCAAUUAUGGUCAGUCAAGUGCGCAGGCACAAGCUGAAGCCUUUGCCAACGCUCAAUCAGGAAAUGUAAAUCUAUACCCUUACAGCAAUUCAUAUACAUAUUCUUCAGGUGGACAAUCCAGUGCACAAGCCCAAGCUGAAGCUUUAGCGACUCCUCAAUCGUCUCUCAUGUCUCCAUAUCCCGUUUAUUCAUACUCCUCAAGUGGUCAAUCUAGUGCUCUUGCCGAAUCAGAAACAUUAGCGCAGUCGAGCAAUUAUGGUCAGUCAAGUGCGCAGGCACAAGCUGAAGCCUUUACCAACGCUCAAUCAGGAAAUGUAAAUCUGUAUCCUUACAGCAAUUCAUAUCCAUAUUCUGAAGGUGGACAGUCCAGUGCACAAACCCAAGCUGAAGCUUUAGCGAAUGCUCAAUCGUCUCUCAUGUCUCCAUAUACUGUUUAUCCAUACUCCUCAAGGGGUCAAUCUAGUGCUCUUGCCGAAUCAGAAGCAUUAGCGCAAUCCAGUAAUUAUGGUCAGUCAAGUGCGCAGGCACAAGCUGAAGCAUUAGCCCAAUCUGGUGGUCUAUCAUUAUAUGGCGCUCCAUAUGGUGGCACAUACGGUGAUCUUUAUUCCCCUGGACAAAGUCAAUCUAGUGCCCAAGCUGAGGCGUCAGCAAACACUCAAAUUUUAGGCAACCUUGGCGCAUCACAGUACGGUAUCAAUCAGCUCUAUCCAGGUGGUCAAUCUACUGCCCAAGAACAGGCUGAAGCAUUGACCAAUGCCCAAUCCCAAACUUUAGAUUUUCCAUAUGGCAACUAUUUUGGAGGUAGUCAAGCUGGUGCACAGGCACAAGCGGAAUCGAUCUCCGCAGCUCAGUUGUAUCCAUCAAUGUAUCCAUAUCCUACCACUAAUAUUGGCCAACUGUAUCAGCCUGGAGUCAACGGAUGGGAUAGCACAGGUCAAUCACAAGCACAGGCACAGGCGCAAGCAGAUGUUUUAAGUCAAUCAUCAUUAUUUGGCGGAUCCUCGGCUAGUGCUGAAUCAGAAGCAAUAGCACAAGGCAGUGCAACUGCUCAAAGUUUAGCACAAUCCGCCGCUUUAUCGGGAAGACCUUUAAUAAAAUCAGGAAAAGGUCUUUGCAAGUACUCUGGUGACCAAUACCAUCACAACUGUCAAGCAUGCUACUGUCUAGCGGAGGCCAGCGGCAAAAUUUACACCCUCUGUCUGGGCAACCCUUGCGCGUAGGAUUCCUGGACAAGGUCGAGAAGAUGACAGUAUCCCAAAAUCAUCAGAGGAAUAGAAAGACACAUAGAACGACCAAGUAUGUCACCAAAACUACAAUCAAUAGUAAAAUAACACUGGAAAGGUACCAGAAGAAUAUUAACCAUUGUGAUUAGCAAAAUGAUAGCACGCUUACAACUAAUAAAAUUACAUUUGCAAAUGAAAU